Pseudozyma hubeiensis SY62 is the source of this 1107-nucleotide messenger RNA. Its product is annotated as GTP-binding protein. Gene Ontology annotation, biological process: cytoplasmic translation. The record is from RefSeq and is a predicted model, not a curated record. The transcript has a single exon. Gene Ontology annotation, cellular component: cytoplasm. The coding region runs from base 1 to 1107 and encodes 368 amino acids. Gene Ontology annotation, molecular function: GTP binding; GTPase activity. Lineage: Eukaryota; Fungi; Basidiomycota; Ustilaginomycetes; Ustilaginales; Ustilaginaceae.
AUGACGACGGUACAGAAGAUCAAGGAGAUCGAAGAUGAGAUGAACAAGACGCAAAAGAACAAGGCCACGUCCUACCACUUGGGUCAAUUGCGAGCCAAGCUCGCCAAGUUGAAACGAGAGCUUAUCACUCCAUCUGGCGGAGGAGGAGGUGGUCCUGGUAUCGGAUUCGACGUUGCCAAGACGGGUGUUGCUUCGGUUGGAUUCGUCGGAUUCCCAUCAGUAGGCAAGUCCACUCUAAUGUCAGGCCUGACAGGGACACAAUCGGAAGCAGCAGCAUACGAGUUCACCACCUUGACGUCCGUACCAGGGACCAUGAAGGUGCAUGGCGCGCCAAUCCAGAUCAUCGACUUGCCCGGUAUCAUCGAAGGUGCCAAGGACGGAAAGGGUCGAGGUAGGCAGGUCAUUGCUGUAGCGCGUACAUGCAACUUGAUCUUUAUUGUCCUCGAUGUCGGCAAACCACUCAAGGACAAAGCCAUCAUCGAAAACGAACUCGAAGGUUUCGGCAUCCGUCUCAACAAAAAACCACCCAGCAUCGUCGUUCGUAAAAAGGAGAAGGGAGGCAUCGCCAUCACCAACACUGUACCUCUCACAAAGCUUGACCACGACGAAGUCAAGGCCGUGCUCAGCGAAUACCGUAUCAGCAAUGCUGACGUCUCCUUCCGUCAAGACGCCAACAUCGAAGAGCUCAUCGACGUCAUCGAGGGCAACCGAAUCUAUGUCCCUGCCAUCUACGUUCUCAACAAGAUCGACUCAAUCAGCAUCGAAGAGCUCGACCUGCUGUACAAGAUCCCCAACUCGGUACCUAUCUCAUCGCAGCACUGGUGGAACGUUGACGACGAGCUGGUCGAGAAGAUGUGGCAGGAGCUCUCGCUGGUGCGAGUCUACACAAAACCAAGGAAGGCAACGCCAGACUACUCGGCACCCGUCGUGCUCAAGACGGGUAAGAGCACCGUAGAGGACUUCUGCAACGCCAUCCACAAGGAGAUCGUAAGGCAGUUCCGUUUCGCAACCGUAUAUGGCAAGAGUGCCAAACACCCUCGAGGGCAGCGAGUCGGUCUCGAUCACGUGCUCGAAGAUGAGGACAUCCUUACCAUUCAUAAAAAGUGA